This is a messenger RNA of Labrus bergylta (ballan wrasse), 1082 nucleotides long. RefSeq lists its product as uncharacterized. The record is from RefSeq and is a predicted model, not a curated record. NCBI's taxonomy places the organism in Eukaryota, Metazoa, Chordata, Actinopteri, Labriformes, Labridae.
ACCGGUGCUCUGACAGAAGAUGAUAUCAUUUCAGCUGACAAGCAAAAUGGCUCUUCUAGUCCAUGCAAGUCAGUUGCUUCUUCUUACAUUGUUAAGCUGGAAUGUCUACUGCUUUCCUGCUGAGAAAGGUGGAAGUCUGUAUGACCCUAAUGUAGGGAGUUCCAACAGCCCUCCUUUCCUCCAUUAUAGCUCACUGAACAACGCUCCUGCUCAGCCUUCCAAUGUGAAUCACCCUGCUGGCUCCUUCAAGUAUGAGCCACAGCCGGUGAUGGAAAUUGGACCGCAAACAUAUCCAGCAAGCUCUACUCGUGAUGUACACAAGGUGGCUUCAUGGGAUGCAGCGCAUGUUGAGUAUGCGCCUACCCACACCAUGUCUCAACCCCUGUCUUACUUAACAGGCUUUGAGCAUGGUAACUCUGAGGAGCAGAGCUAUCCUCCCCCUCCACCUCAGUCUUCCUAUCAGGCAGGUGAGCUUGACAACUACGAAGCAAACUUCCAGCAUGGUAGCUUGGAACAAGAAACUGAGGCGCUGAGCUAUCCUCCCCCACCGCCUCCUUUUCCAGAAACAUUCUACCAGGGUGGUGAGUUGAGUCAUUAUGAAGCUGUGAUUGAGCACGGAAACAGAGAGAGGGAAACUGAAGGUCAACGAUACAUGCAGGCACCCCCCUCCGCUUCGGCUCACGCUGUAGCUGAGCAAUUUUCAGCUCCUUCCACGUCUAAAGAAGCCCCCCAACAGCAGGGUUCACAAGCUCUGGGAGCAUUCAGGCAAGACCAGUUCUACCUAUUCCUGACUGGUCAGCUUCCUCCUGGCACAGUCUCUCACUCCCAGUCCAGCUAUGAAGCAGGCCAAGACCACUGGGAUGAAGUCCACUACGAGAAGUACCACUUUCCCUCGGCGCCAUAUCAAACCGAGACCCAACAGGUUCCCAAUGAUCAGGUCUUUCAGAAGGCCCUGGACCCCGGCAAGACCUCUUAAUCAAGAAGUUUGAGAACCAACUUGAUGUAAAGGCAGUGCCUGUAGUUUGAUAUCUGUAUUAAAGUUGCUGCUUCUGAAAUUUUAAUAAAAAAAACUUUAAAUAGGA